AUGGCAGGUAACUUUGUUAAAAAAGAAGAGAAUGUGUUUGAAGAAAUUGUGGCUGACGAAGGUGAAGUUUUGGUGGAAAACAAAAGAAGUUUGUUGGAGGAAAAUGAUAUAGUUGUGUUGAAGGAUAACGAAAAUGAAAAUGAAAUACAACCAGUAUCCACAGCAAAUGAAGCAUUCGCAGUAUAUAAAGAAACUUAUUUUAUUGAAAUAUUUUAA
Dentiscutata erythropus is the source of this 216-nucleotide messenger RNA. The record is from the annotation of a GenBank genome assembly. NCBI's taxonomy places the organism in Eukaryota, Fungi, Glomeromycota, Glomeromycetes, Diversisporales, Gigasporaceae.